Molecule: messenger RNA, 693 nt
Organism: Impatiens glandulifera
Lineage: Eukaryota; Viridiplantae; Streptophyta; Magnoliopsida; Ericales; Balsaminaceae
Exons: 2
Coding region: 20-436 (138 amino acids)
Source: RefSeq, a predicted model, not a curated record
AUGAAAAGAAGAGAAUUCAAUGGGCAUUUGGGAUGAUCUCCGAUCAACAGCCAUCAAACUAACCACCGGUUACCCGCCGCCAAUCACUGAUCUUCCGGUCACCGGCGCCGUGAGAGCAAAGGAUCCUCAGAAGCUGAAUUAUUACGCUUGGAUUCUGAACAAUAUCAGCAAAUUCACUGUCGAUUCCGCUUCCAACAAACCUCUCAAAGGAGUUCUCGGUGGUGGAAAGGAAGGAUUGCAAGAUGAAAACCCUUUUCGUGCAUCAGAUGCAUAUUUGAUGGAGAAGAAGUUGCGAGAAGAAGAAAUGAACCAAUUGGAACAGCAAAACGAGAUACUAUCAACUCAGAAUAAGAAGAAGAAGGUAAAGGAGGAUCCGGAAUCUAUUGGCCUUACCAUGUCAGAGUCAAAAAGGAUUUUCAUUCGAUCUCGGCUAUGAGGUGGUGGUCCUGGUGGAUACAUUACUUCAACUGUUUAGUAAUGUUGCGUUCUUACGAGGAAUUUCGGAAGUUGAUUUUCAAACCAUAAUCACUAGAAUUACCAAAACCAAGGACAAAUAAAUGAUCAAUGAGAUACAUAAUAACCCCCUUACAAAUGUAUCAGAUAUUAGUUAUGUAAAGUAUAAAGUAUAAGAAUGUAUAAGUUAUAUAGAUUUUUUUUCUUGUUUGAAGUAUAAAUAUAUAGUUUAUUGUUGUG